UUCUAAGUUGUGAGCAAAAGUGAAAACAAGGGAAUUUUGAGGUAGUUUUUGGGAAAAAUCAGAAGAAUGAUUAGAAUUAUUUUUCCAUUCCUGCUGCUAUCCUGCUUUGGUUUCUCGACUUGUGACGUCUAUUCAGAGAUCAAAGAAUUGCAAAAUGGACAAAAAGAAAUUAAAGAUAUGCUGAAAAAAGUCCUAUCAAAAUUACAAUCAAGCAACACGAUUGCGCCAACAUCUUCUCAAGAGGCUGACGAAGGAUCAUCUUUGUCCGGAACAAAGGAAUGGUCCAGCUCUGGUGGUUCUGUUGUAUCUGCCAGUAAAACUACUUUGAGAGACAGUAUUCGACUGCAGAUAGAAGUGUCGUUCUCUGAGCAUACGGAUACUUUCUGGGUAGUUGAUCAACGGCUCAUUGGAGCCAAUGAAAAGGACUUUGGUACAACAACAGAAACGUUCUACAACACUACUCUAUUCACUCUGAAUGCCAAAAAGCCUGUAUUCUUUGUGAUGUUCAUGAUUCCUGGCAAAGACGAAAUGGUCACAAACAUUAGAUUUGACACAGAAGGAGAAGAUGGUACAAUUGAAUUUUACAACCCAAUUACUUGUCAGUCAUCAUUCUCUAAAAUCUCCAAAUCUGAAUAUGAUUUCUUCUACCGCUGUAAUCCUGAACUUGAUCCUAGAAAUGGUUGGUAUAUGGAUGUUGGAUUGUUUUCCAGCGUUCAAAAUGAGAUGGUUGAAUAUAAUCACCUUGAACCGAAGGAAAAUAGGUACGCCAAUGUUACCUAUGAACGAAACUCAACAACAGAGGCAACAGUUGUACUUUCAGAUGAAACUUUGGAGAAAGUAGGAGAUUUCCUAUUUCUGCAGAGCUCUCUCAGUAUACCUAUAGGUAUUGUAAUCAGGACCAUAUUACACGAAAGUGUUUAUGAUAUAAGUAAAACAAAAACAACGAACAAUUUUAAAUUUUUGGAACCAACCCAACCUUCACCGUUUUUGGAAGGAGAUAUGAUAUCAUUAAAUUGCAAUGCACUUGGAAGACAUCCCCCACCCAUACAAGUGGAAAGAAUUGGUGCUGAGAUAAGUUCGUCACAGAUCGCUUAUCUUUUCAAAAAUACUACAAAGCUCUGGUCCUCUUCUUCCAUUACAUUCCUUCAUGCAUCAAAGGAAAUAGAGGGUAACUACUCUUGUGUAAUACAGAAGGAUGGCGAAAAAGUGAUUUCUCCUCAGUCUGUUGAAGUAAAAUUAAAACCAAGAUUGCGCUGGGAUAUGACCAAAAUACUGAAGAGCAAACAAAAUCAGACCCGUGUAUGUGUGGUUGUGGAGGGAGCAAUUGGUGUUACGUUGAACUGCAGCAAUAAAUCCUGGUCAGGGAAAGACAAUCCUCCUGCUCGCAAGGAAAGAAGAACAGAAAUAUCAGAGUGGAAUGAACGGUUAGAAGUUACGUACACAUGGAGGAAGAUGAACAUUAUUCAGAAUGAAUUCAACUAUUCCUCGGAUUCUCCGUCUCUUUCUUGUAUCGCAAAAGACAAACACGGCGACUUGGAUUUCGAACACACUUUCUGGCAGUAACGUUUAAAUACAUGCAUUUUAAAGUAUGAAAUAUUUUGUUUAUUAAUUGCGUCCUUUCAUCGAGAAUUUAGCAUGUUUAUAAUUACGAAUUGAGGGUUUCAAUUUUCCCAGAAUAAAACCCAAAAUACCUAAAAUGGAAUGGAAACGUCUUUAGUUAUAUUUCAUUAUGUACAUGCAGAAAGUUUCA
Saccostrea cuccullata (small rock oyster) is the source of this 1750-nucleotide messenger RNA. RefSeq lists its product as uncharacterized. The coding region runs from base 67 to 1563 and encodes 498 amino acids. The record is from RefSeq and is a predicted model, not a curated record. NCBI's taxonomy places the organism in Eukaryota, Metazoa, Mollusca, Bivalvia, Ostreida, Ostreidae. The transcript is spliced from 5 exons.